AUAUUGACUGUGUAAAUUUUUAUCAGUGUCCAUUCUGCUUAUUCUGUGGUAUUUACCUGUGUACCUAUUAUUGUUUUGCAACGAGAGUGCCUAAGAUGUAGUUAACGUAAACACUUAUUCAAAUAUUUUAUUUCAAUCCAUAUCAAUUGAGAUACAAGAUAACUGUUAAACCAAGGUCUAUAUAAAUACACUUCAAAUAUCAAGCUACCGUUUGUUAAAUCAAAAUUUAUGUAAACAUUGCACAACAUGUGAUAUAGUACUCUCAGCGGAUUCUUUUUAUAUCACUUAAAGUUCUUUUAAUGUUAUGUAAAAACCACAUGGUUCAAUUGUUAUAAGUUAAUUUUCUUAAGAAAUAUAGUUACUGCAUUAAUUGAAUUUGAAUAAUUAAUCUUAACAAUGGCUAAUACUGUCGUACAAUUUUCUACCAUUCUUAGUAAAACAGACCCAAUAAGUAUUCCUGUUCUGAUAGUUGGACAAGAAAAAUACUUGUCCAACUUACCAUACUCUGCUAUCAAAUGCAAAUUAGAACCACGGGUUAAUGAACAAACAUUCAAAUCAGCAAUAUCAGUAUUGAAUCCUUGCCCUACUGAUUCGUGUCCUCUUUUCUUAAAUACUGCUACAUUAGCAACUAUUUCCAAUAGCCGAAGCCGUCAUAACUCUUCAGCUCAACCACAUAUGUUGACUAAAUUAAUUAAGACUCACUCUGUUGGUUACGAUGAAUGCAUUGUAAUUGUUUGUGAACGUCAGGAUGUAUUUGCAUCAGGUUGUGCUGCAGCUAGAGCAUUUUAUGAUUAUUGCCGCAAAACAAAGAUAGUCAAUGGAAAAUUAAAAGAACAAAAGAAAACUACAGUAACAGUAAAUGUAGAAUUUUUAAUUGUGUCUGGUGAUUUGUGUAAUAAUGUAAUAGAUAAAGAAGAAAUGUUAACUCUUGAAAGAAUAGCAAAUGCUAUAAAAAUGACUACCCGAAUUGUUGAUACUCCUUGUAAUGAUAUGAAUGUUGAUCAUUUUUUACAAGAAAUAACUCAAGUUGGAAAUGAUUUAAAUAUAAUUCCUACUAUAAUAAGUGGUGAAGACUUAAAAAAGAAAGGAUUUGGUGGUAUUUAUGGUGUAGGUAAAGCAUCAUCUGUUGAACCAGCUUUAGCUGUGUUAUCACACUUGCAAUCUGGAGCUACUGAAACAAUUGCUUGGGUUGGUAAAGGCAUAGUAUAUGAUACUGGUGGUUUAAGUAUCAAAGGAAAGACUUCAAUGCCAGGAAUGAAACGAGAUUGUGCAGGUGCAGCUGCUAUUUUAGGUGCUUUUCAUGCAAUGGUGAAAUCGGGCUUUAGUCAGAACCUUCAUGCCGUAUUUUGCUUAGCUGAAAACUCAGUUGGUCCCAAUUCCACUCGUCCAGAUGAUGUCCAUACUUUAUAUUCAGGAAGAACUGUUGAAAUUAAUAAUACUGAUGCUGAAGGGCGUUUGGUGUUAUCUGAUGGUGUUGUUUAUGCAUCUAGAGAUCUUAAUGCAAAAAUUAUUUUGGAUAUGGCCACUCUGACUGGAGCUCAAGUAGUUAGUACUGGUAAAUAUCAUGCAGCUGUCAUGUCAAAUUCAGAACAGUGGGAAAAACGAGCAGUAUCUGCUGGUCUUAUUUCAGGAGAUUUAACUUUCCCAAUUGUUUAUUGUCCAGAACUUCAUUUUUGUGAAUUCUCAUCUGCCAUAGCUGAUAUGAAGAACUCAGUAGCAGAUCGAUCAAAUGCUACUUCAUCAUGUGCUGGACUCUUUAUAGCAGCUCAUUUAGGAUUUGAAACAUCUAACCAAUGGAUUCAUGUUGAUAUUGCUGGACCUGCUCAUUAUGGUGAAAGAGCCACUGGAUAUGGAGUUGCUCUUUUAGCAGCUAUGUUUUCAAAUUAUUCUAAUGAUGCACUUCUAAAAUUUGUAUCAAAACAUGCUCAAUACUCAAAAUAAAAAAAACAUACAACUGUUA
Molecule: messenger RNA, 1960 nt
Organism: Daktulosphaira vitifoliae (grape phylloxera)
Lineage: Eukaryota; Metazoa; Arthropoda; Insecta; Hemiptera; Phylloxeridae
Gene: grsm
Product: probable aminopeptidase NPEPL1
Exons: 9
Coding region: 397-1941 (514 amino acids)
Biological process (GO): proteolysis
Cellular component (GO): cytoplasm
Molecular function (GO): metalloaminopeptidase activity; manganese ion binding
Source: RefSeq, a predicted model, not a curated record